AUGGCGAAUCUGGACAUGGCCCUCGACGACCUAAUCAACAAGAACAAAACUUCGCGACCCGCCCCGCGUCAGUCCGGCCCGGGACCCGCCCGCCGCUUUCCCGGCCGCUCCGCCAACCGCGCCGCCCCCUAUUCUUUCGGCGCCGCUCGAGCACCGGAGAAUCAGUGGGACCACGGCAUGUUCGCGGUGGCGCCGACCGGGUUCCCUGCUCGAGUGGGAGCUAGGGUUUCGUCGAUUGAGACGGGGACCAAGCUGUUGAUUUCGAAUCUGCAUUACGGGGUGACUGAUGAGGACAUUGAGAUGCUUGUUUGUGGAUAUGUUUUUGCUGAUUUUCUGCCUAAAAUAGCUGAAUCUUACGUUUGA
Messenger RNA from Striga hermonthica, 363 nucleotides. The record is from the annotation of a GenBank genome assembly. NCBI's taxonomy places the organism in Eukaryota, Viridiplantae, Streptophyta, Magnoliopsida, Lamiales, Orobanchaceae.